Molecule: messenger RNA, 2993 nt
Organism: Paralichthys olivaceus (Japanese flounder)
Lineage: Eukaryota; Metazoa; Chordata; Actinopteri; Pleuronectiformes; Paralichthyidae
Gene: rbm28
Product: RNA binding motif protein 28
Cellular component (GO): nucleolus
Molecular function (GO): mRNA binding
Source: RefSeq, a predicted model, not a curated record
GACGACUUCCGCUCACUUUCUAAGAUGUCUGCCCACAUAUGUAAACAUGCGAUGAAUCCUGGCAGCUAAUGGUGUUCAAGUAAAACAGCUCCGUGGUAUUUGUUUAUCUCACGGUCACUUUUGCUUUUGAAUAGUUUAAUAGUAUCCUCCAGUUUUUGACUGUUUGCAGAUUAAACCGCAGUUUUUGAGUCAUUACUGAGCUGGGGAAGCUAACUCUAUCGUGCUAACGCUAGCUAGCAGCAGAGAGCCAUGCCUGCUCCUCAGACCUUAUUCGUCGCCUCUCUUCCAGCCUCAGCUUCGAACCAGCGUCUUGAGGAAAUCUUCUCAGAGGUCGGUCCGGUGAAGCAGUGCUUCGUGGUCAGAGAGAAAGGUGCAGAAAAAUGUCGGGGCUUUGGCUAUGUCACAUAUGCUAUGGAGGAGGACGCUCAGCAAGCUAUGAAAACAAUAAAAGACUACGACGGACAGAGGAUCUCUGUGUCUGUGGCCAAGCAGAAAAUAAACAAAGAUAAAAAGAAAAAAACAGCACCAUCGAAAGAAGCAGCAGCCAAAGAACCAGUUAAAGAACCAGUUACUGAAGCAGUGAAAGAACCUGCUAAAGAACCUGCUAAAGAACCUGCUAAAGAACCUGCUAAAAAAACCGCUCCGGCUUCUAAAGAGAACGAGGACAGAUCUAAAGGCUUCAGGAAGAAACUACUCAAAGCAAAGCUCAUCAUCAGGAACCUCAGUUUUAAGUGUUCAGAAGGUGACCUGAAGCAGGUGUUUUCCAAGUUUGGAACGGUUCUCGAGGCCAAAAUCCCCCUAAAACCUGAUGGGAAGAUGCGAGGAUUUGCGUUCGUCUUGUUUAAAAAUGUGUCUCAGGCAGCAAAAGCUCUUCAGAGUAUGAACCUGAAAGAGAUAAAAGGGAGGCAGGUAGCAGUUGACUGGGCUAUACCUAAGGACAAAUUCAUUGCCACACAGCAGUCCUCCAGUGCAGGAAAUAAAACUACAGACGUGGCAACUGGAAAACAGCCGGACUCAGAAAGUGAACCUGAGGAUGAGGAAGAAAAGAAACCAGCUGCACCAUCAAAAAAAAAAGUCGCCUCUAAACCAGCUGUGCAGCAGGUAGAGGAAUCCCAAACAGAGGAUGAAGAUGAUGAUGAGGAACAAGACAGUGAAGAGGAGGAGGAGGAUGAUGAUGAUGAUGAAGAGGAAGAGGAUAAUCAUGAUGAUGGGAGUAGUCUCGAUUCAAAUGAAAGUCAAGAUGAAGAGGAAGAUGAUGACGUUGAAGAAAGGAAAUCAGCUCAAAAGAAACUUCUCCCAUCUGAUGUGAAAGAGGGCAGAACAAUUUUCAUCAGGAACCUGUCCUUUGACACAGAGGAAGAAGGUCUUGAGGAAGUUCUCCUGAAGUACGGAGAACUUAACUACAUCAAGAUUGUUCUCCACCCAGACACAGAACAUUCAAAAGGUUGUGCAUUUGCUCAGUUUAAAACUAAAGAGUGUGCAGACAAAUGCAUAGCUGCAGCAGAAGACCAGGCCGAGGAUGGUGGUGUUCGUGUAGACGGCAGAAAGCUGUUGAUUGUGGCGGCAGUGACCAGAGAGGAUGCUACCAAACUGAAGGUCGAUAAGGUUAAAGUAGAAACAGGCACCAGGAACCUGUACCUGGCCAGAGAGGGAUUGAUCAGAGCUGGAACCAAGGCUGCAGAGGGUGUACCUGAAGCAGACAUGAUCAAAAGAACCAGAUUUGAAGAAAUAAAGAGGACCAAGCUUCGGGACAUUAGUGUGUUUGUAUCAAAGACUCGUCUGUGUGUCCACAACCUGCCCAAGUCGGUCGACAAUAAAAAACUCAGAACGCUUUGCCUUGAAGCCAUAAAGGCUGGGAAGGGAGUGCGCAUCCCAGAGUGUCGGGUGAUGUAUGAUAGGAAGCCAGAGAAGGGUCAGGUGAUGGGACAGUCGUUAGGUUACGGCUUUGUCCAGUUCCAGGACCAUGAACAUGCACUCAAAACACUUCGUCACCUCAACAACAACCCUGAUAUCUUUGGGCCACACAAGAGACCUAUUGUAGAGUUCUCCCUGGAGGAUUCAAGGAAACUUAAAAUCAAAGAAUUGCGACAACAAAAGAGCAAGCAGUUUUCCCAAAAUCGUCCCUUUAAAGGAGGCGCUAAUCCUCAGGCAGCUGGUGGCGGACAAGGCUCGCGGGAAGGAGGAAGUAAACCCCAGUCGUCAUCAGAGCUGAGAGGAAAGGAAAGGGCUCCCCCUCAGAACCAGAAGAAAGACAGACUCUACUCCGGCUUCCAGACUAACCCUGAGGUUGAACACAUUGAUCUGGAGAAUGGAAAGAAACGAAAGAAGGUUCUGCAUUUACCUUCUCAUCGGGGACCUAAGAUCAGGAUGCGUGAUAAAGGAAAGCAGCAAGGCCCACCCCCCAAGAAAGUGAAACCUGGAUCCAACAGGAAAGAGCCUCAAAGACGACAGAUGGAAAAGCCCAUGCAGUCCAGAAACCAGGUUAAAGCAGCUAAGAAGCCUUUCAAGAGGGAUGGGGACCGUUUCGACAGCCUGGUGGAGCAGUACAAGAAGAAACUGAUGGGUAACGGUGGCAAGAGCAGCAAUGUCAAAAGAAACAAGUGGUUCAAUAGUUAAUUCUCAGUGUGAGUGAGAGAGUGAAUGAGAGAGUCAAUGAGUGUGAGAGAGAAAUUCCCUGGACUCUUAUAAGUUUCUUUAAGAAUCUAUAUUUGACAUCUUGAGGUUUUAAAGUAAAUGUGAUGGUUCUUCAUACAUUAGUUUUGUGUCAGAUCGACCAGUAUUUCAUGUGUUAAACUGAACUGUCACUUAACUUCAGUCCCCCUGCUCCUGCGUGUCUGUAAUACGUGUUCCUGUUGUUUGUUGUUUCCACUAAAACAAACAGAACUAUAUAAAGAGCGUUUCUCUUUGUGUACAUGUGUUUUGAAGAAAAUGUACAAAACCACCUGAAUGUGUGUUUUAUUGUCUUUACAUUAAAUCCAGAUUAUUUGCAGGAU